Molecule: messenger RNA, 2050 nt
Organism: Alosa sapidissima (American shad)
Lineage: Eukaryota; Metazoa; Chordata; Actinopteri; Clupeiformes; Clupeidae
Gene: h3f3c
Product: H3 histone, family 3C
Exons: 4
Coding region: 149-559 (136 amino acids)
Cellular component (GO): nucleosome
Molecular function (GO): protein heterodimerization activity; structural constituent of chromatin; DNA binding
Source: RefSeq, a predicted model, not a curated record
GGAGGAAAGUGAUUGACACGGCGGCCAUUUUGCCGCUCUGCUCUGGCCAUUGUGUGAGAGAUAGUAAAUACUGACAGUACAGACAAGCACUACACAUUUUUCUCAGCGGAAAAGUGUUUAAAUUCUCCCAAGGUGAGCAGAAAAAGACAUGGCUCGUACCAAGCAGACCGCCCGUAAGUCUACUGGAGGCAAAGCCCCCCGUAAGCAGCUGGCCACCAAAGCUGCCCGCAAGAGUGCGCCAUCUACUGGUGGGGUAAAGAAGCCCCAUCGUUACAGGCCUGGAACUGUGGCUCUGCGUGAGAUCCGUCGGUACCAGAAGUCCACUGAGCUGCUGAUCCGCAAGCUGCCCUUCCAGCGCCUGGUGAGGGAGAUUGCUCAGGACUUCAAGACUGACCUCCGUUUCCAGAGCGCAGCCAUUGGAGCUCUGCAGGAGGCCAGUGAGGCAUACCUGGUGGGCCUGUUUGAGGACACCAACCUGUGUGCCAUCCACGCCAAGCGUGUCACCAUCAUGCCCAAAGACAUCCAGCUGGCUCGUCGUAUCCGUGGGGAGCGUGCUUAAAUGCACCCCCCACACCCACCUCCCCCCCCCCCCCCCCCAUGGCCAAUCCUCCUUCUCUUUCUUUUCCUCUUCACUGCCUCCCUCCUUCCUUCCUCACCCCUCCUCUGCCCUUAUCCCUUCUUCUUGGUAGAGUUUAGAGUAUCAGUGAUCAUGAUGAGAGGUUGUGUAUAAGUCCAGUCUCUUAGUCUCCGUCUGUGUCUGCCGCAGGCGGGUAGGGUACCUUUUAUGUGCAUGUAAAACAGGUGCUUCUGAUCAGGGACUCACCCCAGCAUGCAAGCACACACACAACACACACACACACACACACACACACAGACAAACAGGUAUGCAAGCACACACACAUACACACUCAAACAAGAGCACGCGCACACAAGCGAUUGGUGAGUAAACGAGGUUCUCAUUAACACAUCAUCACGUUUAUGUGCCAGAGAAGAGCUACCCUCGAAAGAUCACACACAGAAACACACACACACACACACACAGACACAUUAACACAUGCGUACACACACACCAGAGGGCCGAGUUGGGGUAAGGGCUGGGGCUAGUCUGCUAAAGGGGAGCGGUAACUUCCACAGCAGGGUGCUAAAUUACACUAGCCCCGUCCUCCACUCAGGGUCUCUCAUGGCUCAACCAUUCUUCUGGCUCAUCCUCUCUCACACACACACACACACACACACACAUGCACCAAGACAAGUAUCCACAACACUCAGAAUCCAUCCUUAUCGUCUUACCAUCCGACACUGGGCUAGACAACACUUGACUAGAGUUCUAUUCCUGUUGCUGUCAUGUCCUCCCCCUCAUCUCACACACACACACACACUGUGUGGAGGGACAGCUCUUCUCUCAUGGUGGUGGUGUUUGGUCCCUGAUCAGCUGUGCAUAUUUAGUAUUCAACUGCAGACCUGCAUCUAUUGGUUGAAAGUUGUUACUUAAAAUAUUGAUGAUUACUAUAAAUGUUGAUAUGGUGUCUUUUUUUUCUCUUUUUUAUUAUGAUGCAUUGCUUACACUUUUCUUUUUACCACUGUUAGCAGAAGAGCGUGAUAAAUCACAUAUAUAAUGUUUUUUUUUUUAUUACUAUUAAAAUUAUUUUCUGUUAAGUAGCAGCCGAUCUUAUUUCCCCCCUGUUUUACACUCUGGCAGCCACAGGGGGGCGCUAUAACCCAGCAUCUCAUUCACUGUGUCACUGGUAAUCAGUCAUUAAUACUCUUGCUCCCUUCCCCUCACACACCUCUAUUUCAGAUCGGCAUUAGGUUUCACAAAAGUGUAGCAAAAAAAAGUUAUGCUUACAUUUAGUCUCUACAUCCACUCUAUAUGUAGAUUUGAUUGUAGACUCCUGUUUUGUCAUACUUGCGAUACACAAUAUAACCUCAUGUUGUAAUUUCAUUCUUUUUUUGUUUCGGUUUUCGGUAUUUUCAGAAGUUUAAAUAAGCUGAUCUUUGUAUUUUCCAAAUUUCUCAUACUAUGGUGGUAAUAAAUAGAUGUUACACAAAA